CCUCUUUCGCGAGUAAUUUGAUUUCUUUUGUUGGAUUAUGCCUAGUUUUCCACAGAACCUCUAAAGCUUCUCUUCUUGUAACACUGCCUAUCAAUCCAUGGUUUUGCCUUCCUGUUGAUAUGUUUCUGGGGUUCUGUUGCCUUAUGAAUUAUGUCCUAUGAGUUGUAUCCUCCUGCUGUAUACAUUCUGCUACUUUAAGAAUGGUGUUUUAGUAUGCUUGAAGCAUUCCUGUAUCAAUUUUCCUAGGAUGAUCCUCGAUUCCUAGAUUAUGAUCUUCGGUGGCUUUGCUUGGUUCCUAUUCUUCAGUUUAAAUAUCGCUUCUGCCGGUAGAUGUUUUCGUAUUACUACAUUGUCGUUUACUUUGGUGAAUGCUUUAUCGACUCAUAUCAUGUUGCUGAAAAAGAAGGCAAUUGCACUAGAUCCAAUUGGCCCUACAUAUAUUUUCUCGGUUCGGGUGUUUGGGGACUUGGGUGAUUUGUUCAGUACACUUGAGAACCCUUCGAUGUUCCAUAGCCUACAUUGUAAUAUAUUUUCCUUAAUUUCUUCCCCUCUCCUUUUUGUCUUCGCCGUUCCUACGUAGCUAUUUUUUGUCUUUUUGUUUGUUUCUAUAUUAUCUGUACUUCGCUUAGUCCGUAUGUGACCCACUGGAUUGCGUGUUUGGUUGCCAUCGCGGAAACUAUCAAAAUGGAAACUAUCUCCAUAAUAUACAACAUCUUUGGGACUUCGCGAUCAGCCACGUCGACGUGAACAUUAACGGGUUGGCCGGCCAAUGUGAAUCUGUGUGACCAGAUUGUGACCGAGUGACGUGGUUUGACGUGUGCUGCGCUGGCCGUGCCUGCUGCCUGAUCACUGCUUGUGCGUUCGUUUCGCGUGUAAGACGACCAUACGGCGACUAUUUUGAUUUUUCUAACUAGAAUCGUCAAGUGAUAACGCCGUAUAACGAAGGCCAUUUGAUUGUUUCAAUAUAUUUGAAGAAUUUAGUAAAGUAAUAUGAAGAAUUCUGCUGCAAAAUCUAGCGGAAAGCAACCUAAAUCGUUUACACGAGAAGAAGAACUUCUUCUUCAAGAUUUCAGCAGAAAUGUUACCACAAAAUCUUCGGCAUUGUUCUAUGGCAAUGCCCUUAUUGUAACCUCAAUACCCAUAUGGCUGUUUUACAGGAUCCACAUGAUCGAUGUUUAUUCUUCAAUUAUUUCUUUCAUUGUUGUAACGUUAGUUAGUACUUACUUGGUAGCUCUUGCAUACAAAAAUACCAAGUUCAUUCUGAAACACAAGGUUGCUGUAAAACGAGAAGAGGCUGUCACAAGGGAAAUGACUAAGAAAUUGGCUGAAGACAAAAAGAUGAGCAAAAAGGAAAAGGAUGAAAGAAAUUAUAUUCUUUCUGUUGGUAGUGCUGGUGGCUUGAUUGCUUUGUUGUCAACAGGAUCCCAGUGAAUGAUUCUGUGGAUGGAUGUCUUAUUUCACUGCCAUCAACAAUGAAUGUAUUGUUAUAUUUAAUAAAUUUUUGUAUGACUAUGAUGGAUUUUAUUUUCUGUUUGGCUUUUAGGUUGUUUCCCUUCAUGGUUUCAUUAUGUACUCUAACAUUUGAUAUUAUUUUGUUCAGAAUUUGAACAGUGUAUACAUAAUUUUCUUCUAAUGAAAUAAAUGCUCUGUAAUUUGUUAUGGUUUCUUAGUAUUUAUAAGAAAGAAUACUCGAGCACUGUGUGAAUUAGAAAUCAUCUUCAAAAAGGUAAACAUGAUUUUCACGUAUGUCACAAAAUCUGUAUGAUUUGUAGGUAUGCCCUAAGGAACCUUCUUUUGUCCAAUUAUCUUCAUUUAGUUGCUUUGAUUUAAACCUUUCAAAAUGGGGCAAUAGUAAAUGAGGUGCCUGUUAUAGGUUAAUUGUAACCCUAGUAAGGAGAAAUUCACUUUUCCUGCAAGAGGGACCACUCCCCGGAGGGGGGGACUGACUCGCAUUCUUCCCACCCCCUCUUCUUCAUCAGUUCCCUCCCGCACUCUAGUCUUCUCCCCUUUCUAUGUUUCUGUAACUUCAAUGCACUGAUGUAGUAGACCUUACUAGAAUACUGAUUUCUGUAGUGGUGUUUCCUGAAAUUUAGAAGGGGUGGGGCAAAUCCAGAAAAGGCAGCCAUAGGAAUGAUUUUAAAAAAAAUUCCUUCAAAGGUCUUCAGAAUUAUUUUUCUAUUUUGACUUAAGCAAAUCUCUUAAUCACUGAAUGAAAGCCUAUUUAGUUUCCUUGGCUGUUCUUUCUGUUUUUUUUAUUUAUGGAGCCUUAAAGAAAUUGCUUGCUAUUAUCAAUUACAUUUUAGACUGUUCUGCAUUCCAAAGCAUAACCCUAUGUGGUCUAAUAAUAAUAAUAAUAAUAAUGCUUGAGUGAUAGCCAAAUAAU
Molecule: messenger RNA, 2383 nt
Organism: Gryllus bimaculatus (two-spotted cricket)
Lineage: Eukaryota; Metazoa; Arthropoda; Insecta; Orthoptera; Gryllidae
Source: the annotation of a GenBank genome assembly